AUGUCUGCUACGACAGCCUUACUCACAACGCUUUUUCGGCGUGAACUCGACACUGAAAGCUGCACUUUCGAAACCUGCGAUAUUGAACUCUCGUGGUACAAAUAUCGCCCAUCACUCGAAGCCAAUGCUACCCUGACGGCUAUUUUUGGUCUCUCCGCGAUCAUCUUCUUGAUCCAGGGAAUAGUGACGAGGAGAUUUGUCGGCUUCACCAUAGCAAUGGUCCUGGGCACGGUCGCAGAAGCUGUAGGCUAUGUCGGUCGCAUCCUUAUGUGGGAUAAUCCAUGGAAGCAGGUCCCAUUCAUGAUCCAAAUCUGCUGUCUCACCAUCGCCCCUGCCUUCCUCGCCGCAGGCAUCUACUUCACCCUCUCGCGCAUCGUCACCACUUUCGGCGCCGACAACUCCCGCAUCCGGCCCCUGUGGUACCCACGCAUCUUCAUCCCCUGCGAUAUCAUCGCUCUCUCCCUGCAGGGCGCGGGCGGCGGCAUCGCCAGCUCCAGCGAGGACCCCGACGGCGCCGACCUAGGCAAGAACAUCAUGAUCGCCGGGCUCGUGGCGCAAGUCGUCACGCUGAGCGCCUUCAUCCUGCUCGCCGUGGACUUCUCAAUUCGCGCCUACCGACGCAUGCGCAGCAUGGGCGGCGAUGCGGCGCUGGACCCGCGCCACGCUCGUCUGCGCGCGUCCUUUGGGUUCCGCGCAUUCCUCGUGGCGCUGGCGGUGUCGACACUGACCAUCUUCACGCGGUGCGUGUAUCGCGUUGCGGAGCUAUCAGAGGGUUGGGAUGGUCCGCUGAUGAGAGAUGAGCCGUUGUUUAUUGUGCUGGAGGGCGUGAUGAUUGUUAUCGCUGUUGUGGUGCUGAAUGCGUUUAAUCCGGCGAUCUGCUUUAAGGACGGGUAUGAUAAGGAUGUUAGUCAGGGGAUGAAGAGUGGGAAGUUGGAGGCGGAGAUGGAGAAUGAGACGGAGACGGAGACGGACAGCUUGAAUCCAGUGGAGCGGAGUGAGGAUUUUGAGACUCGCUAUAUGGACGAUGUGAGACUGGAUCGAGUUUGA
This is a messenger RNA of Coccidioides posadasii C735 delta SOWgp, 1047 nucleotides long. RefSeq lists its product as uncharacterized. Gene Ontology annotation, cellular component: fungal-type vacuole; plasma membrane. Lineage: Eukaryota; Fungi; Ascomycota; Eurotiomycetes; Onygenales; Onygenaceae. The record is from RefSeq and is a predicted model, not a curated record.